Molecule: messenger RNA, 832 nt
Organism: Pipra filicauda (Wire-tailed manakin)
Lineage: Eukaryota; Metazoa; Chordata; Aves; Passeriformes; Pipridae
Gene: SRRT
Product: serrate, RNA effector molecule
Exons: 5
Biological process (GO): mRNA processing; primary miRNA processing
Cellular component (GO): nuclear body
Source: RefSeq, a predicted model, not a curated record
ACGCAGAACCCCGUGCUGAGGCACAUCACCGACUACCUGAUCGAGGAGGUCUCUGCAGAGGAGGAGGAGCUGCUGGGGCAGGGGCAGGGCCAGGGCCAGGGCCAGGGGCAGGGCCAGGGGGGGGCCACCAACCCCCCCGAGGACGGGGCCCGGGAGAGCAACCCCGCCGAGGUCACCGUGGAGAGGGACGAGAAGCUGCUCAAGGUGCUGGACAAGCUGCUGCUGUACCUGCGGAUCGUGCACUCGGUGGAUUAUUACAACACCUCCGAGUACCCCAACGAGGACGAGAUGCCCAAUCGCUGCGGGAUCAUCCACGUCAGGGGGCCCCUGCCCCCCAACAGGGUCUCACACGGGGAGGUGUUGGAGUGGCAGAGAGGAUUUGAGGCCCGGCUGUCCCCGCUCCUGGCGGGCCCCGGGGCCGUUCCCGAGGAGGAGGCCCAGAGGUUGGGCCGCAAGGACCCCGAGCAGGAGCUGGAGAAGUUCGUCAGCGCCAACACCCAGGAGCUGGGCAAGGACAAGUGGCUGUGCCCCCUCAGCGGGAAGAAGUUCAAGGGCCCCGAGUUCGUGAGGAAGCACAUCUUCAACAAGCACUCGGACAAGAUGGGGGCCGUCAGGAAGGAGGUUUUGUUCUUCAACAACUUCCUGAUGGACCCGAAGCGCCCGGCCCUGCCCGAGGGCAAAGGGGGGCCCCCCCCGGGACCCAACGCAGGUCUGGCCCCGGGGGGGCUCCCGUACCCCCCCCAGACCCCGCAGGGGUUGAUGCCCUACGGGCAACCCCGGCCCCCCAUGCUGGGCUACGGAGGUAGGGGGGGCCGGGGGGGCUGGGGGGGAU